UUUCUCAUCAUUUUUAUUAAAAAAAAAGAAUUCACAGUCUUGACGAAUGACUCGCAGUCUGGAUAAAACAAAGUAAAAUUACAAAUGUUUUUGUAAAAAUACUUCAAAUCUGAUCUUAGUCGUGAUUUUUUUGCCAACGGAAGGAAAAACAACUUAGGAAUAUUAAAUAAAUAUGGUUUUUCUGGUUCUUUUGAGUUUACUAUUUGUGUCUGCUUUAGGCUCUUUACUUAAUCGACACGAAAAUGUGUUUCCCAAUUGGAAAACUCUUUCAGUGAAAUAUGCAUUUUAUCGAAGUUUACCAAUUUCAGAGAAUACGGCCAUUAUAAGUUCAUGGAAAUUGCUGGCUAAUAGCUGUGAAGCUGAGUCUCAGUUCAUAGGAAAACGCUAUGCAUUUAAUAAUGACUUGGCUACUGUUUUGAUAUUUGAUUUAAAUGGAAUACUGGCAGGAAUUCAAAUGGGUAUUUCGGAACACAUUAAAGAAGCAAAAUGGUUUGGAAAAAUACAUAUAAAAGAUGUAGAUACUAAUUAUGUCACUGCGUAUUUUACUGAACCGAGUGAUAUUUGCAACAAUAUCAAAAUUAGAAAUAAAGAUUAUGUCGGAGAUAAACUUGGAAUUUUAUCAGGAAAAGAGCUACUAGACAUGCCGUUAAAGGAAGCGGCAUUAAAAACUACAAAAUGGACUAAAGGAAAAUGCGUCUUCGGUAGGGGUCAACAUUACUGGUACAAUGUGAAAAGCGAUAUGGACUGUAGUGAUUUUUUCCCUAUAUUUCUUUUAUACAACAAUAAGCUUCUAACUGGUUUUGGAUUUGUUGCAUGUGGCAUAUUAAACAAUACUAACGUUGAACAUCAUAAUUCAGAAAAAUUAAAGUAUUUACUAGAACCAAUAACUCAUCCAAAAUGCAUAGACGAAUGCGCUGAUAUACUAUCUACUCAAUACGUUUAUCUGAACGAAAAUCCAGGAUUGAACAGUUUCUGUUAACUUGAGUUUACAUUAGUGUAAAUUAAUAAAUUUUUAAUAUCAA
Molecule: messenger RNA, 1022 nt
Organism: Hydra vulgaris (swiftwater hydra)
Lineage: Eukaryota; Metazoa; Cnidaria; Hydrozoa; Anthoathecata; Hydridae
Source: RefSeq, a predicted model, not a curated record